Messenger RNA from Penaeus indicus, 5907 nucleotides. Its product is annotated as nardilysin-like. The coding region runs from base 115 to 3441 and encodes 1108 amino acids. The record is from RefSeq and is a predicted model, not a curated record. The transcript is spliced from 22 exons. Gene Ontology annotation, molecular function: metal ion binding. NCBI's taxonomy places the organism in Eukaryota, Metazoa, Arthropoda, Malacostraca, Decapoda, Penaeidae.
AAGAUGAAGAUCCUGAAGACAUAGGAGAAGAAAUUGAUGAAGACACUGAGGAAGGAUCUGAUGAAGGGGAAAGUGAGGGGGACGAGGAAGAAGAGGAAGAAGAGGAGGAAUUAGAUGAAGAUGAAGAGAGGGAGGGUAGAGGCAGUGGAAAAGCGAAUCAGGACACUACUAAGUAUUUGGCCGCAGCAGCUCUAUCAGUCAAUGUUGGUAGCUUUGAAGAUCCUUUUGAAAUUCCAGGUCUCAUGCACUUCCUUGAGCACAUGGUGUUUUAUGGGGUCUGAAAAGUAUCCCAAAGAGAAUGCUUUUGAUUAUUAUAUCAAGAAACAUGGUGGGCGUGAUAAUGCUCAUACUGAUAUGGAGCACACAACAUUUUACUUUGAGGUACAGGAACGUUUUCUAAAUGAAGCCUUGGACAGGUUUGCCCAAUUUUUUAUCCAGCCACUUAUGAAGUAUGCAGAAGAUGAAGAUCCUGAAGACAUAGGAGAAGAAAUUGAUGAAGACACUGAGGAAGGAUCUGAUGAAGGGGAGAGUGAGGGGGAAGAGGAAGAAGAGGAAGAAGAGGAGGAGUUAGAUGAAGAUGAAGAAAGGGAGGGUAGAGGCAGUGGAAAAGCGAAUCAGGACACUACUAAGUAUUUGGCCGCAGCAGCUCUAUCAGUCAAUGUUGGUAGCUUUGAAGAUCCUUUUGAAAUUCCAGGUCUCAUGCACUUCCUUGAGCACAUGGUGUUUAUGGGGUCUGAAAAGUAUCCCAAAGAGAAUGCUUUUGAUUAUUAUAUCAAGAAACAUGGUGGGCGUGAUAAUGCUCAUACUGAUAUGGAGCACACAACAUUUUACUUUGAGGUACAGGAACGUUUUCUAAAUGAAGCCUUGGACAGGUUUGCCCAAUUUUUUAUCCAGCCACUUAUGAAGGUGGAAACCAUGACAAGAGAACGUGAAGCAGUGCAUAGUGAGUUCCAGAUGGCAGUACCUGAGGAUUCGUAUAGAACCCAGCAGCUCUUUGCUACUCUUGCUGCUGAUGGUCACCCAAUGGGGAAGUUUACUUGGGGUAAUGAAUCCACCCUGAAUGUUGGGAUCCCAGACGAGGAACUACACAAGAAGCUUCACGAGUUGCGACUGCGAUACUACUCAGCACAUUACAUGACUUUAGCUGUACAGGCUAGGCUCUCUUUGGAUACUUUACAGGAAUAUGUUACGAGUAUAUUUUCUCUGAUACCAAAUAAUGGUCUUUCCUGCCCAUCAUAUAAGCACCUAGAGCUCCCCUUUCCCGUGGAGAAAUUUCACCGUCUGUACCGGAUUAUCCCCAUGAAGGAAUACCACUCAGUAGAGAUUAACUGGGCUUUGCCUUCCUACCUCAAGCACUAUAAAACAAAGCCGUUGCACUACAUCUCUCACUUACUCGGCCACGAAGGGAAAGGCUCCAUUCUGUCGUACUUGAAGAAGAAAGUGUGGGCAGUUGGACUGUAUUCUGGCAAUGAUGGGUCAGGAUUUGAGCAUAACACCACUUAUGCUGUUAUGAGCAUUAGUGUAGAGCUGACAGAUGAAGGCUUCAAAAAUCUGGAUCAGGUCCUGCUGGUAGUAUUCCAGUAUCUCUACAUGAUUCAGCAGACUGGACCAGUAGAGAGAAUUUUCAGGGAGAUUCAGCAGACAGAAAAGUUGAAUUUUGAUUAUGCUGAAGAGGAGACAGCUAUUGAGAAUGUUGAAAAUCUCUCGGAAGGAAUGAGGAUGUUUGAGCCCGAGGAUUAUCUCACGGGAGACUCCUUGCUCUUCGAAUAUGACCCGGAGGUUAUAAGGAAUUGCAUGCAACAGUUGGUACCUGAAAACUGCAAUAUUAUGAUCAGUUCCAAGAGUUAUGAAGGCCAGGAUGUUUGCUGUCUGACUGAAGACUGGUUUGGCACAAAAUAUUCUGUUGAAGAUAUUCCUCAAGAGUGGGUGAAGGCAUGGAGUAAACCACCAGAAAACCCCCAUUUGUUCAUCCCGUCUCCAAACAAAUUCAUACCAGACAACUUUGACUUACUUAAAGUUGAAGAAGGUGCUACAGAAUACCCAAGAGUACUUCAGAAGGAUGAUUGGGGCGAGGUGCUCUACAAACAGGACCAGAAGUUCAAGUUGCCUAGGACAUACUGCUACAUUUACUUCCUGUCAGACCUCCUUCUGCAGUCUCCCAGAGCUGCAGCUCUGUUGGACCUGUACCUGAACCUGUUCCAGCAGCACUUGAUGGAGGAUAUCUACCCAGCCAACAUGGCCCAGUACCACUACACCAUCAGUGCGACAGAGCGAGGCUUAGUCUUCAAAAUCAAUGGUUUCAGUCAGAAGCUUCAUCAAAUGCUGGAGCUUCUACUUCAUCACAUGGACACAUUUGAAGAACAUUUGGAUGAAAAGUCUUUCCAAGAGAUAAGACAGCAGCAAAUGAAAUCCUAUCAUAAUGCUAUUAUCAAGCCAGAGAAUAUGAAGAAGAACAUCCGACUGUCAAUAGUGCAGCUUGUGCACUGGACACCUUAUGAGAAAUUGAAAGCGAUAGUUGAUGUGACAAGCAAAGACCUUUUGGAAGACUUUGUGUGUAAGCUUUACCCAACCUGCCACAUACGGAUGCUUGUCCAAGGUAACACAUCAGCCUCACAAGCACUAGACAUGUACAACUUAGUUAAGUCAAGAAAGGUCAAGUGUGAGAUGCAGGCUGUGCCUUCUUUCCCCGAGGGUAACACAUCAGCCUCACAAGCACUAGACAUGUACAACUUAGUUAAGUCAAGAAAGGUCAAGUGUGAGAUGCAGGCUGUGCCUUCUUUCCCCGAGGGUAACACAUCAGCCUCACAAGCACUAGACAUGUACAACUUAGUUAAGUCAAGAAAGGUCAAGUGUGAGAUGCAGGCUGUGCCUUCUUUCCCCGAGGGUAACACAUCAGCCUCACAAGCACUAGACAUGUACAACUUAGUUAAGUCAAGAAAGGUCAAGUGUGAGAUGCAGGCUGUGCCUUCUUUCCCCGAGGGUAACACAUCAGCCUCACAAGCACUAGACAUGUACAACUUAGUUAAGUCAAGAAAGGUCAAGUGUGAGAUGCAGGCUGUGCCUUCUUUCCCCGAGAUAGAGGAUGAAAAGUGUGUGAAUAUAUCUUGUAACAGGAAUUUAAUGACAGAUCUUUUCAUUCCAAAGAUUGAAUUGAUAAAAAACAUCACACGAGACAAUGUGGCCGAGUGUCUGGAAAAUCUGGUGUGUAAUAAGAGUAACGAAGGAUAUAGGAAGCUGACCGUGCAAGUCGUGGGGGCGUCCAACCCAGAGGAUGGAACACCGCCUGCCCUGGAUGGCUUGCUAGGAGAAGACAGUGUAGUGAAGUUCCUGGGACCAUGUGACAAGAGUGCUGUGAAAGACUAUCCUGCAGAAAACUUUAUCACAGAUAUUGCCAGCUUCAAGGGAAAACUCGAACCAUACCCAGUAACCAAGAUUGUUUAACAUUCGUUGUAAAGAUUAGGUGAUGUGCAUUUUCAUUAGAUCAUCUUUAGAAACAAUAGGUAUCCCCAGUCCUUGUGUAUCUUGUGGAAGUGUAGGCCUCUUCGACAGUGAAUUUUAACUGAUAAGGUGUUGGGAGAGUUGUUAUGUAGAGGGUAUAUAAUUUUUUUUUUUUUUUUGUUUCUUUUAUUUUAGUUCAGACUUUCUGAUGAGGGAAUAGUGGUAAUUGAUAUUUUUUACUGGUGGCAUAAUUUUCUCCUUCACAUGUUUCAGUGACUAAUAUUGUGAUUAGUGCUUAGAGCUUGCUGAUGCCCAGAUAUUGGUUCCUAUGCAUAACAGAACCAAAGAUUUAUGGAAGAAAGUGGAUUAAUGAUGUAUUAUAAUAGGUUGUUAUAAUAAAAAAGGAAAAAAAAACAUAUAAAAAGUUAUGUUCUAAAGGAAAUAUAUAAUAUUUCUAAAAGGUGAAAAUAUUCAUGGUUUCAGUGUUUCAAAUUUUAAGGUAUUUAAGAAUUAUAUAGAAACCUUUUUUCAAAAGCCUCCAGUAUUGUAAACAUGUAUAUCUUUUAAACCUACAAAAGUACAGGUAAGGUUUAUCAAAACUUGCAUAAAAAAUAUGCAAACAUUUUAAUGUAAUAAAGAGAAGCUAUUAUUUUUUUUGCUGUUAAAGUUUGAGUAUUGAGUGCCAAACAUAAGCAUUGAAAAUUGCUCUAUUCACAUUAUACUCAUGAGAAGUAAAUUUGUAUCAAUGGAGCCUGGGAAAUGCAUGCUUUUUCAAGUGUGAUUUGAGAAAGAAUAGCAAUAUGUGCUAUAUAAUAGUGUUAGUGAAUGGUACUAUAUGUGCAUAAUAACAAUUGUGUUUAUCUAUCCCAUAAAGAAAUCUGUUAAAAAGAACCCAGAAAAAAGAUAAAGAAUCCAGAUAAUAAAUAUAUGAAUUUAGGAAAAUGAAAUUCACUAUAUGUAAUAUGUUCCUGGAAAGAUUUAGUUGUAAGUGGUAGUUUUAUGAUCUUCACUCAUGAUGGUGGAAAUGCAGUUGGAGUGGAAAGCAAUAGUAAUACUUAACCCUCCAGAAGAUUGCAACAAGUCUUGGCCUUUGUGGAGGAAAAGUUCUAUACUAACAUCUGAUAAAUCCCUGUACUUUAUGAAUUAGCUCUUUGUUUUAUAUAUUGCAUGAAGUGUGUUUGUUCCAAAGCAUUUUUAUAAAAUAUGUAAAUAUGUAUAAGACACGGGAGCAUUAUUCAUUCUAAUUUUCAUUGGUUUUGAUGAAGAGACCAAUCAUUCUUUUGAACCACAGGAGACCAGGCCUACUCAUGGAAGUAUUUGAUUGAUUAAUGCCCUUGCAUUGACAAAGGGAUUUGAUAUGAUUACUGUAGUGCUGAAAUUGGUUCCAUGCAGAUGUAAGCCUCUCUUUGUUGCUUUACUGUAAACUGCUAUUGUACUGUAAACUUGUAUGAUUUGCAUUACUAAUGUGGUAUGUUCCUAUAAACUUUAUGAUUCCUUAUACAUCAAAUAUCAAGUGAAUGAAGACCAGUAAUUAAGAGGGGUAAGAAGCUGGUUUUCAUAAUAAAGCUUUUCUUUAGUUAAUGAAAUCCAUUCUGGAGAAUUUACAGGUUUGGAAGCUAUCAUGUCACAAUGAUCGAAAACAGUUAAGAAUUCAGGUCUUUGCCUGUUUCCAAAGUCCAGUGUUAGAGUGUGUCUACCACACAUUAAAAGACAUAGAAAAUAGAAGUGACUUCUCAUUUUCUAUCACAGAUUGCACUUUACAUGUCUCUAAAUGGAUCAGAUUCCCCUCCAGAAUCUAAUCCACUGGUCUGUGUAUUAUGGGCCCAUAACGUUUUAUCAAUCUGUCAAUUACUUUUUAUUGCAAUCUUGAUUACAAAUUAACAGCAGCCAUGAAACUAAGCAAUUACCCAAUAAACAUUUGCAAAAGCACACCUCUUGGCAUUGCAGGUAAAUGGAGAAGCUCUGUGUGAUGGAGUGAGCUUCAUCUCCUAGGCAUCCUUUGUAUUAAUUUCUCUGAAUUAUUCUUUCUGUUGUUGGCUGUGAGUGCAUGAUACAUUUGGUUUAGAAAGAGGAUUUAGUAGAAGAAGGAAUCUUACUACAGUUAUGUGAACUGUGCCAGUCAAGCAGCACUCUGACCAUAAUACUGUAUGUAAAUUGCCUGUCUGCCUUGUUACCAGUGAGGUUGUUCUAGAGCAGAUAAAUACAUUUGAACUAACCCAUGUGCCUGGAUUCGUAAUUGUUUAGUGAAGUAGACUUUUUAUGAGGAUUUUGGGACAAGCAAAUUCGUGUUCAGAUGCAAGGGUGUGUGUUGCCUUCUAGGAAAAGAAUGACAAUAAGAGGUCUGUAAAUUUAUCAGAUAGACAGGGAUGAAAAUACAUUUUAAUUUUUGAAGACCUCAGGCUUUCCCUGUUUUCACUGACUAUGACUUUGUCUGAUUUGGCUCGAUUCAAUAAAGAAAUUAAUACCUUU